GAAUAUUUUUCGUUUUUUUUCACCUUCACCUACUUUCGUCCAGGCAGCAACCGUUUGUUGUUGCGUUUGUUUUGAUAUCUCACCCUAGUGGCUGUGCUGCUUUCACAUCUUCAGUCGCCCGUUCACCAACCACCAUCUGCAGACGAUUCGCCUUUCGUGGUAAUUCCAGCUUGAUUAACACGCGAAACAUGCAGCGAUACACAGCGCGUAAAGCAGCUACGGCUGCACGCUCCCAGAUCGCAGCGUCGGCAAAGCAGGCAGCAGACUACGAGUCCGAUUCCGAUGACGAGAUACCUACGCUCAAGAAGGCUCCAGUUAUCGCCAAUAGCAGCAUCACCGCUGUUAGAAAUGACCAGAAGGUGCCCGAGUGGUACAUCGCCAUCGAUUUUGGAACCACCUUCACCACUGUUGCGUUUCAUCGGCGCGGAGCACCAACCGAGCGAAUCUUUACCAUCGACGACUUCCCCGGUGAAAAAGAACUUCAUUUGAGUGGCAGACAGAUCCCAACAGAACUAUGGUAUCCAAAGAUCAAUGCGCGUCCUUCCAGUUACGUCAAAUCGCACGACAUCCGUCUGCGCUUUGGUAAUGAAGUACACCGUUUGGCAGAAGAUGCUGACAGUGUUGACAUACACACAAUGUACGAUGACUCUGAUCGUGUGACUAUGAUGAAGCUACUCUUAGACCACACCGACUACGCCCGAGCAUCAAAAGAGCGAUUACAAGAGAAACUUGAGAUCAUCAAGGCGGAGGGCCACAUCAACGAAAACGAGGAUGUUCUUUUUCACUUCUUUCGCGAGGUCCUCCGAGCAUCAAAGACACGAUUAGGGUUCGACUUCAAUGGAGCAAGCACCGUUGAGGUAAUCUUCUGUGUACCAGUCUGUUACAAUCCUUCUGCUGUAGCCGUUCUGGGUGCCCAAAUAGAACGCGCAAUGAAAGAAGUAAGAUUCGGUACCGAUGGCGAAUCCCCUUGUCACAUGUUUGUUGUGCAUGAGGCUGAGGCGCAAGCCAUGCAAGCGCUCCAGCAAGCGCACCAUCAGCUACAGCGCAACCAAACCUUUAUGCUUGUCGACUGCGGAGGAGGCACUACCGACAUCGGGGUUUAUCGCAUUGCAGGGACCGAACCUCUGAGGCUCGAGAACGAGGUCUAUGAAGCCACAGGGGCCAUGGUAGGCGCCGGUGACUUGAAUAACAUGUUCCGGAACCUAGCAAAGAGAAUUCUUCGACAUGAGCUGUACCUAGAGAGCGGUGAGGACACCAUCGACACCAUUAUCGAAGCCGAGGCCAUGUACAAGUUUGAGCAUGAUCUCAAGCGAAAUUUCAAGUACAACGAUAUCGAACAAGGAUACGGCAUUCGCAUACGCGGUCUGAAGAGAAGCCAGAGUGACACUAGAAUUCGGGACAACUACCUUGUCUUGACUUACCAGGACAUGUGGAGUAUCUUCAAGCCUUCUGUCGAGAAGAUUGGGCGGAUGAUGGAGGAUGCGAUUGUAUAUGCUAGAUUGGCUGGCUACGCAGUCAGUAAGAUCGUAGUCGCUGGCGGUUUCAGCGACUCACCGUGUCUAACAAGCUACCUUGCUCAGCAGACGGAUCAGCUUUCCAGAAAACUGGAACAACAGCUCGACCUACGCUUCUCAUCCCGCAACCUGAGCGCCACUGGGGUUGCCACCGGAGCGAUAUUGCGCGCCAUCAACAAAGCCAAUGGCCCCUCGCGUAUCCCGUGUCAGAGUAUCGGUGUUCUUCGACGUAUUCCUUGCGACGAUGAUAACGAAGACUAUGCGGCGGACGUCUUGCGUCAGCCCAGAAAGUGGAGCACUGAAGAGGCAAAGGAGUACGUGAUGGACACCAUAUUUUGGGUCGUAAAAAAGAACCACGUCAGACUUGAGUCUGUAUACACUGUCCGUUUUGAUUCCGAGCAUGUUUUCCAACCGCAUGAGACAGAAUGGAUCAUCGAAGAACAGCUGUGGGCUUCGGAGAGUUGCACUUUGGACUUUUUCAAAGUCGACCACGCGAACAACGCUGGUAAGACGAUGCAGAUUGGUGCUGUCGAGUUUGAUAUCAGCGAUAUGAGGCAAGAGAUCCGCGCCGCCAACAGGGAGGCUAGAGAGAAGAUCAACAAGGUUGUGAUCAUGGUGGAGAUGACGGUCAUUGAUCGAAAUUUGGAGUUCACAGCCCGCUGGCCGGCGACCCCUGAGGGUCAGGUCAUCCGGGGUUCCCGUAAGUUCUUCAGUGUUGCCUCGGCAUUCACUCCUGGUACACAGUAGUCGUACGUGUUGUGUGUUGGAUGCCUCCAGCAUUGGACACGAGGAAGAUAUCAAGUCUGUAAUAAUGUACUAUCUGCCUCCAUGGCCCUUUCUGAAGUGACAACAGUAUCGAUACGUAAAGUCGU
Messenger RNA from Boeremia exigua, 2386 nucleotides. RefSeq lists its product as uncharacterized. The transcript is spliced from 7 exons. Lineage: Eukaryota; Fungi; Ascomycota; Dothideomycetes; Pleosporales; Didymellaceae. The record is from RefSeq and is a predicted model, not a curated record. The coding region runs from base 189 to 2261 and encodes 690 amino acids.